This is a messenger RNA of Gongylonema pulchrum, 243 nucleotides long. The record is from the annotation of a GenBank genome assembly. Lineage: Eukaryota; Metazoa; Nematoda; Chromadorea; Rhabditida; Gongylonematidae.
AUGAAUGGAGACAUUGGUUUGGCGACCGAUGCGCAGCCAGAUAAAAUAGAGGCAAUUAGGACGAUUGCGAGCUAUAUGAGAAAUAUUCUGAAUGACGAUGACGGAGAUGUAAUGUCGAGAAGGCGCAAGUUAGAACCCCUUGAGGAAGUGGUUGCCAAAUUGAGGCGCACUGUCGAUGAAAGAGCACGUAUCAUUAGAACUAUGGGAGCAGCAGCCAUUCGAUCCGGUACCACAAAGAGAUAG